Thermothelomyces thermophilus ATCC 42464 is the source of this 1223-nucleotide messenger RNA. RefSeq lists its product as uncharacterized. Gene Ontology annotation, cellular component: nucleus; preribosome, small subunit precursor; cytosol. Bases 1 to 1203 code for a protein of 400 amino acids. Gene Ontology annotation, biological process: protein phosphorylation; maturation of SSU-rRNA. Gene Ontology annotation, molecular function: protein serine/threonine kinase activity; ATP binding. The record is from RefSeq and is a predicted model, not a curated record. The transcript is spliced from 2 exons. NCBI's taxonomy places the organism in Eukaryota, Fungi, Ascomycota, Sordariomycetes, Sordariales, Chaetomiaceae.
AUGAAGUUAGAUACCAGGGCCAUGCGCCAUUUGACGGCGGAGGACUGGAGGGUCCUGACAGCAGUAGAGAUGGGCAGCAAGAACCAUGAGAUCGUGCCGACGCCACUGAUCGAGAAGAUCGCCCGGCUCAAGGGAGGCGCCAGUGGCGUGCACAAGUCCAUCUCGGCCCUGGCCAAGGUCGGCCUGAUCGCGCGCAUGAAGGAGGCCAAGUACGACGGCUACCGGUUAUCGUACGGCGGGCUCGACUACCUGGCCCUGCACACCCACGCCGCGCGCAAGCACGUCUACAGCGUCGGCAGCCGCAUCGGCGUCGGCAAGGAGAGCGACAUCAUGAUCGUGGCCGACGAGAAGGGCACGCAGAGGGUCCUCAAGAUCCACCGCCUGGGCCGCAUCUCCUUCCGCACCGUAAAGAACAACCGCGACUACCUCCGGAACCGCCAGUCGGCCUCCUGGAUGUACCUAUCCCGCCUCGCCGCCAUCAAAGAGUUCGCCUUUAUGCAGGCCCUCCGGGAGGAAGGCUUCCCCGUCCCCGAACCCAUCGCCCAGUCCCGCCACACCAUCGUCAUGACCCUCGUCGACGCCCCGCCCUUGCGCCAGAUCGCCUCCGUUCCGGACCCCGCCGCCCUCUACGCCGAGCUCAUCUCCCUCAUUCUGCGCCUCGCCAAGCACGGCCUCAUCCACGGCGACUUCAACGAGUUCAACAUCCUGAUCCGCGAGGACAGGGCCGACGAGCAAGACCCAGACUCCCCCAUCACCCUCACCCCGGUCCUCAUCGACUUUCCUCAGAUGGUUUCCAUGGACCACCCCAACGCCGAGAUGUACUUCGACCGCGACGUCGAGUGCAUCAAACGCUUCUUCUCGCGGCGAUUCCACUUCGUCAGCACCACCCCCGGCCCUUUCUUCAAAGACGCCAAGAAGACCGUCGGCCAUGAUGGCGCAAGGAGGCUAGAUGCCGUCGUUGAAGCGUCCGGUUUCACCAAGAAGAUGGCCAAGGACCUGGAGGCUGCUAUCCGCGAAAAGGAGGCCAACUCGAAAGAAAAUGCGGAAGACUCCGACGGUAUGGAAUAUGAAUCCGACGAGGAUGAUGAAGAGGCCGAAGGGAGGGACAGUGACAGUGGUGAUGAUGGGCCCUUGGUGAUUGGCGACCGGAUUGUAAACACUGAAGAAGGGUUAGAGAAACUUACAAUUAACGACGGGACUUGAAUUAAACAUUGUUGCAACGC